Molecule: messenger RNA, 780 nt
Organism: Dictyostelium purpureum
Lineage: Eukaryota; Evosea; Eumycetozoa; Dictyosteliales; Dictyosteliaceae
Exons: 1
Coding region: 57-725 (222 amino acids)
Source: RefSeq, a predicted model, not a curated record
AACAAAACUCAGACCAUAAAGUAGCAUUAGAAUAUUUUAUUAAAUCCUAUUCAAAUAUGAACAUUCAAAAUCCAUAUAAUUUCGAAAGGGCUUUAGCUUAUUUUAAUAGUACUACUAAUAAUAAUUAUAGUAAUAAUAAUAUUAAUAUGAAUAAUAUUAUGAAUGUAAAUAAUAACACCAGUGUAAAUAAUAAUAAAAUAAAUAAUAGUAGCAAGGAUUAUAAUAGAGUUAGUCCACCCACAACUUCUACAACAACAACUACUACUACAUCAAAUUCAACAGAACUAAAACCAGAGAAAAAUAUUAAAUAUCUACCAAGUAAAUUGAGCAAAGAAGAAAAAGAAGACUAUGCCUCCGAACUCCAUGAAAAGCUAACAAUUGAAUAUGACUUUUUAUCAGUCGCCGAAAAAUUAAAUAAUCCAAUUAGUUUCAAAAUAAUUCCAGAGUAUAUAAAGUUUAUUGUACUUAAGGCCAUCGAAGGUGAUGAAGGUGAUUUAAAACUCUCUGGAUCUCCAUUAGUUUGCAAAAUGUGGUCCAUUCAUAUCGGUAUGGCUGAUAAAUACCAAGCAAUGUUGGAUAUGAUUGGUGUUAGAGCCUUAGCUUAUAAACCUCAAUUACUCAAAAGAAACAAAUACGAAAAGACAUUGGAAUUAAUUCAAAAGUAUUUUGGCAGAAAGAAAAAUCACGAAAUAUGGCCAGCCAGCUAUUUAACCAACACAAAAUAAACAAAAUCAACUUGAACAAUCAUUUAAAAAAAAAAAUAGUAGAAAAAAAUAAAUG